Procambarus clarkii (red swamp crayfish) is the source of this 572-nucleotide messenger RNA. NCBI's taxonomy places the organism in Eukaryota, Metazoa, Arthropoda, Malacostraca, Decapoda, Cambaridae. The record is from RefSeq and is a predicted model, not a curated record.
GUGGUCGCAGGGGCUGUUGUUCCACCAGGCUCUGGUGGACUGCGGCCGGGCAGCCAUUCUCAUCCCGCUGGGCCGCUCCAUCUACAGCUGCUUGCCAGUGACCAAAUGCUCGCUGGUGGAGACCGCCUUCCUCUUGCUGGUCACGGUGUCCACUAUCAACAUGUUAACAACGGUAUUAAGUCAAGUGCUGAACGACGCGCCGCUCCUGCCCGAGGACUCUGACCAGAAGACAAUGCCGCUCCUGAUGGAGUCGCCGCAGUGUGUUCUCUUCGGCACCUUCAUGAUAUGGUUUGCCUCCAUCACCAUCAACCUGGGACCCACCUUUCUCUCGGGAGCGCUCGCCGCUAACAUUGACGAGGAGCACAACGCCCCGUCCUGCCCGCUCAUCACGGGACCGCUGCGCCACUACGUGCUCAACGUGCUGUGGAUCGUGACCAACGUGCUGGUGGUGCUCCUCACCGUGUACCACCUCUACAAGCUCUACCGGGACCUCUCCACCUCGUCGCUGGAGGCCGUGCGCAUCGCCUCCCUCGUCACCACCAUGAUCAGCGUCACCCAGCCGCAGAACCAAG